AUGUUUAUUCACACUUACAACAUGUCUGACUUGCCAUUUAAACUAGUCGAUAUGACGGAAGGUGAAUUAUACGCCGAACUCGAAAACAUUUAUUCAGAAAUGGAACAAAGUCGUAUAAACGGUGAAGAAAUUCCAUCUGAUUGUGAAUCGUUAGCCAGUAGCAGAGACGACCAAGAAAGUGAUACAGAAACUACUAUUAGAAGCAACGUGUUGAUAUGUUCAUAUAGUGACUCAGAAGAUGAUAUACCUUUGUCAACUAUCGCUGGAAAACUGCAGCUAGCUUCAUCUGCCUCAUCAGUUGGAAGAAAGUAUCCAGUUUGGUCUAAUGUGAAAACUCCUACACCACCUCCAGAUUUUACUGCGCAUUCUGGUCUAGCAGAUUGUGUAACGAAUAUGACAGAUCCAACACCGUACAAAUUAUUUCAAUUAUUUUUUUCUCACUCCUUGAUAGAAAGUAUUGUUUUUGAAACGAACCUGUAUGCUCAACAACAGUUCAGCAAGCAUAAACCAACUGAUGUUCGUGAAAUUAAAACAUUUUUGGGGUUAAAUUUACUUAUGGGCAUAAAGCGCCUUCCAAGUUAUAGGGACCAUUGGUCUCGCGCGCCAGAUCUACAUGACUCUUAUGUCAGUAAUCUAAUGUCGGUAAAGCGAUUUAGUUGGUUGCUUGGAAAUAUUCACUUGAAUGACAAUUCAUUGAUGGCAAAAAAAGGCGAAGCCAAUUACGACAAGCUGUACAAAGUAAGGCCAUUGUUGAACCGUAUGUCAGAGGCAUUUGGAAAAUGUAUGCUGCCAAGUCGUGAUGUUGCCAUAGAUGAAUCCAUGAUAAAAUUCAAAGGGAGAAGUUCUCUCAAACAAUAUAUGCCAAAAAAACCUACUAAAAGGGGAUACAAAGUGUGGAUGCUGGCUGAUAAAAAUGGGUACUGUCUAAAAUUUGAUAUUUAUACAGGAAAACCUAGUGGUGAUGUCGAGAAAAACUUGGGCUCAAGAAUUGUGAAACAGCUAUGCGAGGGUCUCGAAAAUAAAAAUCACUUGGUCUAUUUUGACAAUUUUUUCAACGGAGUCGAGCUAAUGGAAGAUCUAAAAAAUAUGCAGAUACAUGCCUGUGGUACUGUUAAUUCUUCUAGGCGGAAUAUUCCGAAGUUCAAAUCAGAUAAGAACAUGAAAAGAGAUAUAAUGGCUUCUCCCUUAAAGCAAAAGCGAAAACAAUGGAGCGAGAAAGAUAUGGAAAACGCCAUUGGAUCAGUAAGAAACCAAAAUAUGGGUUAUUUGGCCGCAGCAAGAGCAUAUAAAGUUCCACGCUCAAAACUUUUUCGCCUCUGUAAUACUGAAGGGCCUCCAGCAACUGUUAGUAAAACGAAGUUGGGUAAAAGACCAAUUUUGUCAGCGGAGUUAGAAGAGGAACUAGUACGAUAUUUACUUAUAAUGGAUCAGAAGUUUUUUGGUCUGACAAGAAGGGAUGUUCGAUCCUUAGCAUUCCAACUUGCUAAACGUAACAAUAUACCACAUCCAUUCUCUCUUUUACGUGAAUCUGCGGGAAAAGAUUGGUUUUCAUCAUUCAUGCACAGGCAUAAGAAUACACCAGGUUUACGAAAGCCCACUGGAACUUCCCUAGCAAGAGCCGUUGGUUUUAAUAAGGAAAAUGUUACCGAAAUUUUCGACUUAUUAGAGAAGACUAUGGCGGAGCGAAAUUAUGGACCUCACCAAAUAUAUAACGUAGAUGAGUCGGGGUUGUCCAUUGUGCAAUCAAGAUGUCCAGAAGUGGUAUCGCUUAGAGGCAAACGACAAGUUGGUGCUAUCACAUCUGCAGAAAGAGGUUCACUUAUAACCAUCGUAAUGUGUAUGAGUGCGGCAGGUGAUUUUGUGCCACCGAUGAUCAUCUUUCCACGCAAGAAAGCCAGUGACCAGCUAAAAAAGGGGGCACCUCCAGGAUCCCUGUUUGCUUUUCACUCAUCCGGGUGGAUUCAAACAGACUUAUUCACAAAAUGGUUUGACCAUUUCCUAGAAAAAUCAACAAAACCAAUACUGCUGAUAUUAGAUGGCCACCAUAUUCAUACAAGAAAUCUAGAUGUACUUAUCAAAGCUAAAGACAAUCAUGUUACUAUUUUAUGCCUACCACCACAUACGACGCAUAAACUUCAGCCCCUUGAUAAGACCGUAAUGGGUGCAUUAAAGACGUUUUAUAACGAAGAAGUGAGAAUCUUCAUGAGGACGGAAAAACGUGCAGUAACGCAUUUUGAUAUUUGCCAGUUAUUUGGUAGCGCAUAUCUUAAAGUGCAAUCUGGGGAAAGAGUCGUUAAAGGGUUUAGUGCCACUGGGAUCUACCCUUUAAGAAGGAAUAUUUUUACAGAAGAAGAGUUUGCGGCCGAAAUGCAAAAGGAAAAUCAAAAUUUGCCGAACAAUAACACACGUGCUCAUAACGAGCAAAAUAACUCGCCUAAUGUUUAUCCUAGUGACAUAGUUCCAGUGCCAGAACUAACAAAGAAGCCGGCAACUCGGGGAAGGAAAUGUGGGCGUACUAAAAUAAUUACGUCGACGCCCAAUAAGGAGGAAUUAGAGCAAUCAAUUAAUCUCUCAAAACAAAAAGUUAUCCGAAACGUUUUCGAUGAACCUGGACCUGGUGGAUUAAAAAACAAAAAUCGUAAAGUGACAAAAAAAUAUGUCUCCUCUAGUUCUUCUGAUUCACAAUCUGAAGCAGUAGUUGAUGACUCAUCUGAUGAAGAUCUGCCAUUAAGCUGCUACAAUAAAAAGCCAACCGGUGAAGAUGUCCCAUGUAUUUUUGCCAGGAAAAGUUUUCCUCGAGCCGAAGUAAAGAAAUAUGGGUGCAAUGCGUAA
Messenger RNA from Acanthoscelides obtectus, 2832 nucleotides. NCBI's taxonomy places the organism in Eukaryota, Metazoa, Arthropoda, Insecta, Coleoptera, Chrysomelidae. The record is from the annotation of a GenBank genome assembly.